AAGGCAGCAAAGGCCAUGACAGAAGCCUGGGAUGUGGCUGUCUUUGCUGCCCGCCGGCGCAAUGAUGAUGAUGAGACCACCAGAGACAGCUUGUUUACUUACACCAACAGCAACAAUACUCGGGACCCUUUUGAAGGUCCAAACUAUCACAUUGCACCACGAUGGAUCUAUAACAUCACUUCUGUCUGGAUGAUCUUUGUGGUCAUUGCCUCAGUCUUCACUAAUGGUUUGGUAUUGGUGGCCACUGCCAAAUUCAAGAAGCUACGCCAUCCACUCAACUGGAUUUUGGUGAACUUGGCAAUAGCUGAUCUGGGUGAGACAGUUAUUGCCAGCACCAUCAGCGUCAUCAACCAGAUCUCUGGCUAUUUCAUUCUUGGUCAUCCCAUGUGUGUGUUGGAAGGAUACACCGUGUCUACUUGUGGAAUAUCAGCCCUCUGGUCUUUAGCCAUUAUCUCCUGGGAGCGUUGGGUUGUUGUCUGCAAGCCCUUUGGAAAUGUCAAGUUUGAUGCCAAAUUGGCCAUGGCUGGCAUUGUCUUCUCCUGGGUGUGGUCUGCUAUUUGGACAGCACCACCCGUCUUUGGCUGGAGUAGGUACUGGCCCCACGGUCUGAAGACAUCAUGCGGUCCAGACGUAUUCAGUGGCAGUGAAGACCCUGGAGUUCAGUCUUACAUGGUUGUGCUCAUGAUCACCUGUUGCUUCCUCCCACUGGCUGUCAUCAUUCUCUGCUACCUGCAAGUGUGGCUGGCUAUCCGUGCGGUUGCUGCCCAGCAGAAGGAGUCAGAAUCUACACAGAAAGCUGAGAGGGAAGUAUCAAGGAUGGUCGUGGUUAUGAUCAUUGCCUAUUGCUUCUGCUGGGGACCAUAUACGUUCUUUGCCUGCUUUGCUGCUGCCAACCCAGGCUAUGCCUUCCACCCCCUUGCAGCUGCCCUGCCUGCCUACUUUGCAAAGAGCGCCACCAUCUACAACCCCAUUAUCUACGUCUUCAUGAACAGACAGUUCCGUAACUGCAUAUUGCAGCUCUUUGGCAAGAAGGUGGAUGAUGGCUCUGAGGUCUCCUCCACUUCCCGCACUGAAGUCUCCUCUGUCUCUAAUUCUUCUGUAUCACCAUCAUAA
Molecule: messenger RNA, 1113 nt
Organism: Zootoca vivipara (common lizard)
Lineage: Eukaryota; Metazoa; Chordata; Lepidosauria; Squamata; Lacertidae
Product: red-sensitive opsin
Biological process (GO): visual perception; phototransduction; G protein-coupled receptor signaling pathway
Cellular component (GO): membrane
Molecular function (GO): G protein-coupled receptor activity
Source: RefSeq, a predicted model, not a curated record